Micropterus salmoides (largemouth bass) is the source of this 6627-nucleotide messenger RNA. Its product is annotated as inositol 1,4,5-trisphosphate receptor type 1-like. Gene Ontology annotation, cellular component: endoplasmic reticulum; membrane. Gene Ontology annotation, biological process: calcium ion transmembrane transport. The transcript is spliced from 47 exons. The coding region runs from base 1 to 6627 and encodes 2208 amino acids. Lineage: Eukaryota; Metazoa; Chordata; Actinopteri; Centrarchiformes; Centrarchidae. The record is from RefSeq and is a predicted model, not a curated record. Gene Ontology annotation, molecular function: inositol 1,4,5 trisphosphate binding; inositol 1,4,5-trisphosphate-gated calcium channel activity.
AUGGCCACUCAGAAGACAGUGGGCUUAGGAGGGGCGUGUCUCAAAGAGACAGGAGCAUACUGCCUUUUCAGACUGUGUCCUAUGAACAGAUACUCGGCACAGAAACAAUUCUGGAAGGCUGCAAAACCUGGAGGCAACAGCACCACUGACACAGUCCUCCUCACCAAACUCCAUCAUGCUGCUGACCUGGAGAAGAAGCAGAAUGAGUCUGAAAAUCGCAAGCUGCUGGGGACAGUCAUCCAGUAUGGAAAUGUUAUUCAGUUGCUGCAUUUGAAAAGCAAUAAAUACCUGACAGUGAACAAGCGCCUUCCUGCACUGUUGGAGAAGAAUGCCAUGAGAGUGACUCUGGACUCAGCGGGAAAUGAGGGAUCCUGGUUCUACAUCCAGCCCUUCUACAAGUUGCGGUCCCUGGGAGACAGUGUGGUGAUAGGAGAUAAAGUGGUCCUUAACCCUGUGAAUGCAGGACAGCCUCUACAUGCCAGCAGCCACCAGCUAGUUGACAACCCAGGAUGCAAUGAGGUUAAUUCUGUAAAUUGCAACACUAGCUGGAAAGUUGUUUUAUUCAUGAAAUGGAGUGACAACAAGGAAACAAUACUUAAAGGGGGUGAUGUAGUCCGGUUGUUCCAUGCAGAGCAGGAGAAGUUCCUCACUUGUGACGACCACAGGAAGAACCAGUAUGUUUUUCUUAGAACAACCGGCAGGCAGUCUGCCACUUCCGCUACCAGCAGCAAAGCUCUGUGGGAAGUAGAGGUGGUCCACCAUGACCCAUGUAGGGGAGGUGCAGGCUACUGGAACAGCCUGUUUAGAUUUAAACACUUGGCCACAGGUUGUUAUUUGGCUGCUGAGAUGGGUGAGGUGAAUGCAGACUUUGAGGAGGAGAGUGCUGAGCAGCGGUCUGCGGUGGUGGACUUUACACCCUUUAAUUUCCAGCUGGAUGCAGAUAAUGAAGCUUUACGAGGUCGUCUGCGAGCUCCACAGGAGAAGAUCAUGUACACUUUGGUGCCAGUUCCCGACGGCAUGGACAUCUCCUCCAUCUUUGAGCUGGACCCUACCACUCUGAGAGGCGGGGACUCCAUGGUACCCAGGAGCUCCUAUGUGAGGCUAAGACACUUGUGCACCAACACGUGGGUUCACAGCACCAACAACCCCAUUGACAAAGAGGAGGAGAAACCUGUUAUGCUACGGAUUGGAACGUCAGCAGUAAAAGAGGACAAGGAAGCUUUUGCUAUUGUUCCGGUGCCGCCAGCAGAAGUGCGUGAUUUAGACUUUGCCAAUGAUGCAAGUAAAGUGUUGGCGUCCAUUGCAGGGAAGCUUGAAAAGGGCACCAUUACACAAAAUGAAAGAAGGUUCGUGACCAAGCUCCUGGAAGAUCUAGUGUUCUUUGUUGUGGACAUCCCCAACAGCGGGCAGGAUGUUUUGGAGAUAAUGGUUAACAAACCUAACAGAGAAAGACAGAAACUCAUGAGAGAGCAAAAUAUCCUGAAGCAGAUUUUCAAACUUCUCCAAGCCCCUUUCACAGACAGUGGUGACGGUCCUAUGCUGCGACUGGAGGAGCUUGGAGACCAGCGGCAUGCUCCUUUUAGACAUAUUUGCAGGCUUUGCUACAGGGUGUUACGCCAUUCUCAGCAGGAUUACAGGAAGAACCAGGAGUACAUAGCCAAACAGUUCCGCUUCAUGCAGAAGCAGAUAGGAUAUGAUGUACUGGCAGAAGACACGAUAACGGCUCUGCUCCACAAUAACCGGAAGCUGCUAGAGAAACACAUCACUGCUGCUGAGAUAGACACAUUUGUCACUCUAGUGAGGAAGAACCGGGAGCCGAGGUUUCUGGACUACCUCUCAGACCUCUGUGUGUCCAUGCAUAAGUCCAUCCCUGUGACACAGGAGCUGAUCUGCAAUGCCGUACUGGACCCUACCAAUGCUGAUAUCCUCAUCGAAACCAAAUUGGUCCUGUCGAGGUUUGAGAUUGAGAUAACGACAAAUGGAGAGAACCCCAUGGAGGCCGAGGAUGAAGAGGAGGUCUGGCUGUUCUGGAAAGACAACUGUAAGGAGAUCCGGAGUAAGAGCAUCCGGGAGUUGGCCCAGGAUGCAAAGGAGGGCCAGAAGGACGACCAAGAUGUUGUCAGUUACUACAGGUGCCAGCUCAACCUCUUUGCCCGGAUGUGUCUGGACCGUCAGUACCUGGCUAUCAACAAGAUCUCUGGUCAGCUGGAUGUGGAUUUGAUCCUGCGCUGUAUGUCUGAUGAGGACCUGCCCUUUGACUUGCGGGCGUCUUUCUGCCGCCUGAUGCUGCACAUGCAUGUGGACCGUGACCCCCAGGAGCAGGUCACACCUGUCAAAUAUGCCCGUCUUUGGUCUGAGAUCCCUUCUCAGAUUGCCAUUGAUGACUAUGACAACGAUGGAACCACCAGAGAUGAGAUCAAAGAGCGGUUCUGCCUCACAAUGGAUUUUGUGGAGAACUACUUGAGAGAGGUGGUGUCACAGAACAUCCCCUUCUCUGACAGAGAGAAAAACAAACUUACCUUUGAGGUAGUGAACCUGGCAAGGAACCUCAUAUACUUUGGUUUCUACAACUUCAGUGACCUGCUUCGACUGACAAAGAUCUUACUGAACAUUUUAGACUGUGUCCAUGUCAGCACAAUUUACCCCAUCAACAAGUUGGAAAAGGGAGAGGAAACCAAAGCUGGCAGUAAUGUGAUGAAGUCCAUUCAUGGAGUCGGGGAGUUGAUGACCCAGGUAGUGCUGCGAGGAGGUGGCUUGUUGCCCGCCACACCAACUCAUCAGCCGGAGGGAGAUGUGGUUAAAACACAGACUGAACCAGAGAGGGAAGACAUCAUGGUCAUGGACACAAAGCUCAAGGUCAUUGAGAUUCUACAGUUCAUUUUGAAUGUACGGCUAGACUACAGGAUCUCCUGCCUGCUUUGUAUUUUCAAACGGGAGUUUGACGAGAACAACCCACAAACAGACAAUGCUGCCAGCCAGAAUGGAACCAAUAAUGUCCCAGGUCAGAUGCCAGGAAAUCUUGACUUUGAGAACAUUGAAGAACAGGCAGAGGGGAUUUUUGGAGGAAGUGAGGAGAACACUCCACUGGACCUGGAUGACCACGGUGGUCGUACCUUUCUAAGGGUCCUGCUGCACUUGACCAUGCAUGAUUAUCCUCCUCUCGUGUCUGGAGCGCUUCACCUGCUCUUCAGACACUUCAGCCAGAGGCAGGAGGUCCUCAUGGCCUUCAAACAAGUCCAGCUGCUGGUGACCAGCCAGGAUGUGGAUAACUACAAGCAGAUUAAGACAGAUUUGGACCAGCUGCGUUCUAUUGUGGAGAAGUCUGAACUGUGGGUUUAUAAGAGGCAAGGUGAAGAUGGGAUGGACGGAGAUGGACCUUCAGAGUCUGACAAUAAAAAGAAGGGAGACUCACUUAGUUCAGACAAGAAGAAGACAGAAAGCUCCAGCAGUUACAACUACAGAGUUGUAAAAGAGAUCCUGCUGCGUCUCAGUAAGCUGUGUGUCCAGGAGGGAAGCUCAGGGAAGAAGAGUAAGAAACAGCAGCAGAGGCUGCUGAGGAACAUGGGAGCUCACAGUGUAGUGCUUGAGCUCUUACAGAUCCCCUAUGAGAAGGGUGAGGAUGUCCGAAUGCAGGAGAUCAUGAAACUGGCUCACGAGUUCCUGCAGAAUUUCUGUGCAGGGAAUCAGCAGAAUCAGGCUCUUCUCCACAAGCAUAUCAACUUGUUUCUUAACCCAGGGAUUCUAGAAGCCGUCACCAUGCAGCACAUCUUCAUGAAUAACUUCCAGCUGUGCAGUGAGAUCAACGAGCGAGUGGUUCAGCACUUUGUUCACUGCACGGAGACUCACGGUCGACAUGUCCAAUAUCUCAAGUUCCUGCAGACCAUCGUGAAGGCUGAGAACAAGUUCAUCAAGAAGUGUCAGGACAUUGUCAUGGCUGAGUUGGUGAACUCGGGCGAGGAUGUCCUGGUCUUCUACAACGACCGUGCCUCCUUCCAGACCCUAGUCCAAAUGAUGCGUUCAGAGAGGGACCGAAUGGAUGAAAACAGCCCUUUAAUGUACCACAUCCACCUGGUGGAACUGCUGGCUGUCUGCACUGAGGGCAAGAACGUCUACACUGAGAUUAAGUGCAACUCUCUGCUUCCCCUGGAUGAUAUUGUACGGGUCGUCACCCAUGAAGACUGUAUCCCUGAGCGGUCCUUCUUCCAUCGUUUAACAGGGGACAACAAGUCCGAAAAAUUCUUCAAGGUGUUUUACGAGCGCAUGAAGUUGGCUCAGCAGGAGAUAAAAGCCACUGUAACGGUCAAUACAAGUGACCUGGGCAGCAAAAAGAAGGAAGAUGAGCCACCAGACAAAGACACGCUAGCACGCAAGAAAGUCAAAGAUGUGCCGGUGGUGGCAGUGGUGACCGAGGAGGUGAAGGAGCAGCUAGUGGAGGCCUCCGCUGUCACCAAGAAAGCCUUCACAACCUACCGCCGCGAGGCUGAAGCCGAAGAGCACCAAGCGGCCGCUGAUGGCUCUCCCGUCCCGGCCGCUGAUAAGGGCCAGGAGGAAGGAGAGAUGAGUGUCAUCAUCACCAUCAUGCAGCCCAUCUUGCGCCUCAUGCAGCUGCUCUGUGAGAACCACAACAGAGAUCUGCAGAACUUUUUGCGCAACCAGAAUAACAAGAACAACUAUAAUCUGGUAUGUGAGACACUUCAGUUUCUGGACUGUAUCUGUGGCAGCACCACUGGGGGACUAGGGCUGCUGGGACUCUACAUCAAUGAGAAGAACGUAGGACUCAUCAACCAGACUGUGGAGAGCCUGACCGAGUACUGCCAAGGUCCCUGUCAUGAGAACCAGAACUGCAUUGCCACUCAUGAAUGCAAUGGUAUUGACAUCAUCAUUGCUCUCAUCCUCAAUGACAUCAACCCCCUUGGCAAGAAGAGGAUGGAUCUGGUGCUGGAGCUCAAAAAUAAUGCCUCCAAGCUGCUUCUUGCAAUUAUGGAAAGUCGCCAUGACAGCGAGAACGCUGAGAGGAUACUGUACAAUAUGAGGCCUAAAGAGCUGGUGGAAGUGAUCAAAAAGGCCUACAUGCAGGGUGAGAUAGAGGUGGAGGAGCCGCAGGAGGGUGAGAAUGAAGAGGAGGAGCACUCUGCGUCUCCACGCAAUGUUGGUCAUAAUAUCUACAUCUUGGCACAUCAAUUAGCCCGUCACAACAAGGAACUGCAGGCUAUGUUAAAGCCAGGGGGGACAUAUGGAGAGGGUGACGAGGCCCUGGAGUUCUAUGCCAAACACACAGCUCAGAUUGAGAUUGUACGACUGGAUCGCACCAUGGAGCAGAUAGUCUUCCCUGUGCCCAACAUCUGUGAGUUCCUCACCCAAGAGUCCAAGCUGCGUGUCUACUACACCACAGAGCGGGAUGAGCAAGGCAGCAAGAUCAAUGACUUCUUCCUGCGCUCUGAGGACCUCUUUAAUGAGAUGAACUGGCAGAAGAAGCUGCGAGCUCAGCCCAUCCUGUACUGGUGCUCCAGGAACAUGUCAUUCUGGAGCAGCAUCUCCUUCAACCUGGCUGUGCUCAUGAACCUGCUCGUGGCCUUCUUCUACCCUCUGGAGGGCGUCCGUGGAGGUACCCUGGAGCCCCAUCUGUCUGCCUUGCUGUGGAUGGCCAUGCUGCUUUCUCUGGCUAUAGUCAUCGUCUUGCCUCAGCCUCACGGCAUCCGGGCGCUCAUUGCUUCCACCAUUCUACGUCUGAUCUUCUCUGUAGGCCUGGAGCCCACGUUGCUCCUGCUGGGGGGUUUCAAUUUAUGCAAUAAGGUCAUCUUCCUGAUGAGCUUCGUUGGGAACCGCGGAACGUUCACGCGUGGCUACAUAGCCAUGAUCAUGGAUGUGGAGUUCCUGUACCACUUGCUCUACCUGAUUAUCUGCAGCCUGGGGGUCUUCGUCCAUGUCUUCUUUUACAGCCUGCUACUCUUUGAUCUGGUUUACCGAGAAGAGACAUUGCUGAACGUAAUAAAGAGUGUGACCCGCAAUGGCCGUUCCAUUGUUCUGACAGCCGUGCUGGCCCUUAUCCUCGUCUACCUCUUCUCCAUUGUGGGCUAUAUCUUCUUCAAAGACGAUUUCAUUUUGGCUGUCGACAGGAUACCCAACAAAACACUAGAACAUGCAGCCAGUAUGGUGGGAGAGUUCUUCUCUAGCGGAGUGUGCCAGAAAGAAAAUGGGGAGAACUGUUCAUCAGAGGCCGUGAUGGAUGCUUCCCUUGCCAUCCAGCCAUCAGCGGUGGUGAUCGAGGACAAGGAGCGAACAUGUGACUCCCUGCUCAUGUGCAUUGUCACAGUAUUGAGUCACGGCCUCAGGAGUGGAGGAGGUGUUGGGGACGUCCUGCGGAAGCCAUCCAAAGAGGCAGAUGGCAAGGUGGUCGAUGGCAGCCUGCUGGGAGAUGCCAACGGCGUCGAGCCUGCACCAGGCAGAGUUAAGGAUUCUGGGAAGUGGCAGAAACCGCGGUUCUCUCGGAAAGCUCUGAUGAAGUGCUGCCUGGUCAAAUGGAUCAUCGCCAGCACGCAGCCACAGGACAAAGUCCUUACCCCUCCCUUCAUGACCUCCUUCCGUACCUCGUCAUUUCCUGCCCUGCCUCUUCUUUUCCUUCACUGA